Messenger RNA from Salvelinus fontinalis (brook trout), 709 nucleotides. Its product is annotated as small proline-rich protein 3-like. Lineage: Eukaryota; Metazoa; Chordata; Actinopteri; Salmoniformes; Salmonidae. The annotation marks the transcript as partial. The record is from RefSeq and is a predicted model, not a curated record. The transcript is spliced from 2 exons.
AUGAAGUUGGCUACUGGCUACACCAGCGGUCUGCAACCUGGCUACCCCAGCGGUCUGCAACCUGGCUACACCAGCGGUCUGCAGCCUGACUACACCAGCGGUCUGCAACCUGGCUACACCAGCGGUCUGCAACCUGGCUACCCCAGCGGUCUGCAACCUGGCUACCCCAGCGGUCUGCAACCUGGCUACACCAGCGGUCUGCAGCCUGACUACACCAGCGGUCUGCAACCUGGCUACACCAGCGGUCUGCAACCUGGCUACACCAGCGGUCUGCAACCUGGCUACACCAGCGGUCUGCAACCUGGCUACACCAGCGGUCUGCAACCUGGCUACACCAGCGGUCUGCAACCUGGCUACACCAGCGGUCUGCAACCUGGCUACACCAGCGGUCUGCAACCUGGCUACACUAGCGGUCUGCAGCCUGACUACACCAACGGUCUGCAACCUGGCUACACCAGCGGUCUGCAACCUGGCUACACCAACGGUCUGCAGCCUGACUACACCAACGGUCUGCAACCUGGCUACCCCAGCGGUCUGCAACCUGGCUACCCCAGCGGUCUGCAACCUGACUACACCAACGGUCUGCAACCUGGCUACCCCAGCGGUCUGCAACCUGGCUACCCCAGCGGUCUGCAACCUGGCUACCCCAGCGGUCUGCAACCUGGCUACCCCAGCGGUCUGCAGCCUGGCUACACCAGCGGUCUCAUUU